AUGACAGAUAAACCAAUUAGAAUAGUAACUGUAAUUGAUGGUGGUGGUACAAGGGGUUAUUAUACAGUUUGGUUAUUAGAAAAACUUUUUCAAGAAGUAGGUUGUGAUUUAAUUAAUGAAUCUUCAUUAGUUGGUGGUACAAGUACUGGUGGUAUAAUUGCUAUCUCAAAGGCUGUUGGAAAACUUAACAAUGAAGCUUUAUCAAAUUUAUAUGUUGGUGAAGAUGCAAAAAAAAUAUUUGUUAGUUCAUAUUUAGAAAAUAUUAAAAAUAUCUAUUUAAGAGCUGAAGCAUACGAUUCAUCUAAAUUAGAAGAACUUGCAAGAACUACCUUAAUUGGUAAUUCUGGACCUAUAGAAAAUAAUCAAAAAUUCUUUGUUACUGCAUGUUCACCAAAGAAAGAAGGAAAUGAAGAUGAACUUAUUGUAGAUAUCAUUUCAAACUAUAAACCAGUUGAUAAUGAUAAUAAACAAUUGAUUAUUGAUUCACAAAGAUUUAUUGUUGGUUCAGGUGAUGAUAAAAAUCAAUUAUCUGUAAUCGAAGCAAUUAGAGCAACUUCUGAUAUUCCAGGUGCAUUUAAAUUAAUAACAAAGGAUGAUGUAACUUUUUACGAUGGUGGAUUUUUGUAUAAUAAUCCAAUUUUGAUUGCAUAUGGUGAAGCUAGAAAUCAAUUCCCAAAUGAUAGAAUUAUAAUACUCUCAUUUGGUACAGGUGGAAUUGUUGAUGCUGAUGGUAUAACAAAUGAUCAAUUAAAAGAAAUGAAUCGUCAAUCAAAUUCACAAUUAGAACAAAUUUUAACACCAAUUGAUGAAGCAACUAGUACUGCUUUAGAAAGUAAUCUCCAAUUUGUAGGUCCAAUCCAAGGAAUCAAGAAUGGUAUUGAAUUUAAGAAAAUGAUAGAUUUAUCAAAGAGACUUGCCUUAAAAUCACCAUCAACCCAUACUCUCUUUGAAAAUUUCAUGAACUUCAGAAGAAAUAGUGAAUUUUCUGAUGAUGACCUAUUCGUUUUUAGAUUUGAAAGUAAAUUAGAAAAACAUGUAGAAUUUACUGAUACAAGUAAAGAAGGUUUCACAACUUUAAUGAAUGGUGCUUUAGAUUUAGCAAAUUCCAAACAUUUCAAAAAGACUGCUGAACUUUUAAGAAAAGUUAUUAUUAAAAAUAAUGGUGGAAAAGAGCCAUCAUACACACCUGAAACAAUUGCUUUACCAAAAUAA
Molecule: messenger RNA, 1212 nt
Organism: Dictyostelium discoideum AX4
Lineage: Eukaryota; Evosea; Eumycetozoa; Dictyosteliales; Dictyosteliaceae
Product: patatin family protein
Exons: 3
Coding region: 1-1212 (403 amino acids)
Biological process (GO): lipid catabolic process; lipid metabolic process
Cellular component (GO): cytoplasm
Molecular function (GO): hydrolase activity
Source: RefSeq, a predicted model, not a curated record